Molecule: messenger RNA, 2128 nt
Organism: Cuscuta campestris
Lineage: Eukaryota; Viridiplantae; Streptophyta; Magnoliopsida; Solanales; Convolvulaceae
Source: the annotation of a GenBank genome assembly
CAAAUUUACUUCAUCAAUAGAUAACAUAGUAUACCAUGAAAUCUUAAAACACAUCGACAGAAACGGUACUUCUGCUCCACACAUGACCAGAUGACAUUAACUACCCAAUAACUCAGGUACUAAACACAUAAUUAAUGCGAUAAAUAUAAAAACUCCCUGCCCCCUGUUUGUUUAAAUUGUAACUCUUCCUAUAAGGUUACAUAAGAGAUUUCUUUAAAUAGAGUAGUAUACUUAGGAGUUCGAUGUUUUUUCAUAGGGUAAAUUUACCCUCAUAACCUAUUAUAAAGGAAAAUUUAACAUAAUGAAAAAAUGAACUUUAUGAGUAGUAGAACUUUUUAAAACUGAGCAGUAUAUGUACCUAGAAAACACCAUAUUUCCACCUCUCAAUCAUCUUCCAUAACCUAGCACUAUUUGUCCAUUAACUAAAACUCUUAAAAAUUCCAUAAAUUUAUGUUGCCUGAACAAAACUUCACUUACGAAUCUUCACUACCCAAAGAAAUUUGUACAUUAAGCCUAAAUGCUCUUUGCUUUUUGGUUUGAUUUUAUAGUAAUUUUUAGGAAUUCUUCUCAAUCUCCCGGGGAAGGACGCGAGGUGAAAUUAUAAUCGGUUACAUUUUGAUACCAUUAACUCGCGGUGAGAGGGUUUGAUCAAUAUUGCCGUUGGUAUUCUUGCAAUUAUAUAAUGACUGAUGCAUUUCAUUCAAAUUUUAAUUUCAACCAAAAUUUCAGAUAGGUGUUAUUGAUACAUGUUCUUCCUCGGUUCAAUUUUUUAAAAGACUGUAUAGUUGCUACUCCUUAUUUCUCAACAAACUAUUAGUAUUUAGAAUGGUGUUGAAUGUAUUAUUCUCUUUUCAACCUACAAUUUGUUGUUUUAUUUUCGGAAUCACUUCUCAAUUUAGGAUUGUUCUCUUUUCCACCUGCAAUCUGUUACUUUUUGUGUUGAAUGUGUUAUUUUUGUUUUUACUGCAAUUUGUUGUUAUGUAGAGCAUCUGCAUUCCUUAUGAUAUAUGUAGAACAUGUUGAGCAUAUGCAUUCUUCAUAAUCCGUGGAACUGGAGAACUACGUGCGUUAGAAAAUCUAAUGGUUGAGUGGUCAUCGCAAGAAGAUUGAAUUUGAAGACUUGUGAAUUUUUGUUGUGUUGUUCAUGCCGUAGCACAACAUCAAAGGAGAGCUUCAUAUCUCUAUUGGCUAACGCUUAAUACUCCUCCACAAGAUGGUGAUGAGGAUGCUGGUGAUGAUGAUGUAAUCUGUAAACUUUAUCCCAGCAUUUUGCCAAAGUUUGCAAGGCUUAAAGUUUCAUCCCAAUCCAGCCCACUCAAUUAUUAGUGUCUAUGUUAUGGCCUCUUCUUACAUGUUUUAAAUCAGGAUUACAACAGAGUAGGUGGUAGAUCUUCUGUUGAUAUUUUCUUUGGUAGUGGUUGAGGAAUAUGUUUCAUUUCAAAAUAACUUUGUUUUACACUUUUACCCCUAUGUUGAACCAGGUGAGAUAUUUUGUAUCACUCAGGCCAUACUGUCAUCUUUGUUUUCUUAUGCGGGGCUAGAGUAGUUUAGACUCAUGUGCUUAUUUUUUCUAUGCAAUUUGUGAUCUUGUAAUUUAGACACAUAAGCUAAUAAAAAUCUUUUGGACUGUCCUGACUACUUGAAAUGGAUCUUGAUGUAUUUGGUCUUCCUUUGCUUGAACAUCACAACAAUGUCAAGGUGGCGGUCUAUUAUAUUCCAUUUGCAGCAUCAUUUACCUACUGUAUUCCCAAAAUGGUUGAUCGAGCUCAAGCUGUGCAGGAUGCUAAAAACAUGCCUCGAAGUACGUUGGGUUAUAUAGAUGACAAAGCACAGGCUGACUUCAAGUGGGGGGAUGAAAAAUGUUGAAGUAGAGCACUUGCAAAAAGCGAAAAUGUUGGGCUAAACCCUACAAAUACUAAAUCUCAUUCUUGAAUUUGGCCAAUUAGUUCAGCUGGUUAAAAUUCAAAAUUAUCUUAGACUUUUGGAAAUUAUUGUGGCGGGUUAGAUAAGUAUGGACCUAUGGAGUAUCCUCUUAAGCCAAAGUCUUAGAGACUAAGACUUCACGCGCCUUUUGAAAGAUUUGUCAAGUACACUGCUCAGAGUGAUAUAAUGAACUCCAUUCCAUGGA